Oxyura jamaicensis (ruddy duck) is the source of this 5330-nucleotide messenger RNA. RefSeq names its product LIM and cysteine rich domains 1 (gene LMCD1). The record is from RefSeq and is a predicted model, not a curated record. The transcript has 6 exons. Gene Ontology annotation, molecular function: zinc ion binding. Bases 80 to 1135 code for a protein of 351 amino acids. NCBI's taxonomy places the organism in Eukaryota, Metazoa, Chordata, Aves, Anseriformes, Anatidae.
AAAGGCGCCGGGCGGGCGGUGCGCAGCAGGCGGGCAGUGGGCGCUGCGCGUGGAGGGAGCCGGGGCCGGAGCGCGCAAGAUGUCCGUGAGCCAGCAGCAGUCGGGAAGAGGUGUGCCUUGCUUACGCUGCAGAGGGACGUGCAUGGGCUUCGAGCCGCAUUCUUGGAGGAAAAUAUGCAAGUCAUGCAAAUGCAGCCAGGAGGAUCACAGCCUGAGCUCCGACGUGGAGGAUGACCGGAAAAUUGGCCGCCUGCUGACGGAUUCAAAGUACGCCACGCUCACUGCCCGGGUGAAAGGCGGGGACGGCGUUCGCAUUUACAAAAGGAACCGCAUGAUCAUCACCAACCCCAUCGUGUCGCGGAAGGACCCCACCUUCGACACCAUCACGUAUGAGUGGGCUCCGCCGGGGCUCACCCAGAAGCUGGCCAUGCAGUACAUGGAGCUGCUCCCCAAGGACAUGCAGCCGGUGGCGGGCACCGACGGGGCCUACCACCGCCGGCGGCAGCUGAUGAGGCAGCUCCCGGUGUACGACCACGACCCGUCCCAGUGCCGCGGCCUGGCCGAGGGCGAGGUGAAGCUGAUGGAAGACUUCGUGAAGAAGUACAAGGCCGAGGCGCUGGGCGUCGGGGAGGUGGCGCUGCCAGGCCAGGGCGGCAGCGGGAAGGAGGAGGGGAAGGCGCAGGACACGGGCUCAGCAGCCGGCAAGACCCCCGAGACCACCAAUGGGGCCCUGGAGAGCACGCCCGCGGCAGGGCUCUAUCACUGCGAGGCCUGCAAGCAGGCGGUGCCGGCGGACUGCCCCGUGGUGUACGCGGACCGGGCCGGCUACACGCGGCAGUGGCACCCGGCCUGCUUCGUCUGCUGCCAGUGCGCCGAGCCGCUCGUCGACCUCAUCUACUUCUGGAAGAGCGGGGCCGCCUGGUGCGGGCGCCACUACUGCGAGAGCCUGCGGCCGCGCUGCGCUGGCUGCGACGAGAUCAUCUUCUCGGAGGACUACCAGCAGGCCGAAGGGAUGGCCUGGCACAAGAAGCACUUCACCUGCCUGGAGUGCGAGACGCUGCUGACCGGCAAGGCCUUCAGCCUGGACAAGGGCAGCCUGCGGUGCGCGACCUGCAGCAGGAGCAAGCGCCUCUGAGCGGGGUGCGGCUGCGGCAGGCGCUCGAGGCCGAGACGGAGUCGGGGUGAUUUGACAAGAACGUGAAAAGUGGACAGUAAAACAAAAAAAAAAAAAUAGAGCCUGGCUAUUCACUUUGCAGCUAAGUACCCCCUUGCAUCCAACACAGUUCUGAAGGAGGAAAUUCCCCAAGGGAAGAAACAAAGGAAAUCUGAAUGCCUGUGGGGUGGGAGGAACCGGUGUAUCUUAUAGGAGGGGACUGGAAAGGAGGGUUCUGUGUUGGUUUACAAAGUCUCUCAAAGCUUCUCAUGACUAAGAUCUUGCAAUGUUGUUUUAGAAAUAACACAUCUCAAAAAUAAUUUUUGGCACACUAAACCUAUGGUCAUGGUUAAAAACAAGGGUUGCUUUUAUUUUUGAAGUCCAUACUGGAAGUUUUACACUAACAGAACGCUGACAACUGUACUAAAUCAAUGGUUUUGAGCAACUCGAUUAACCCGAGUGAUUACUUUCUGAAAGUGAAUGAUAUUGAAUUGCAGCAAUGCAUAGCUGUAGCUUUCUCCAACGUGUACAAUAAUGUAAAAAUAGGUAACGAGGUGGUGCACAGAGUGAUCGGUUUAACCUUACUGAGAAGGGAACUGUGCAGACCUCCCCAAGGGCAGGAGGUGCUGGGCAGCCAACUAAUUCAACUGGUCUGGGUUUUAGCCAUGGAGCUGGAAUGCAAACAUUCCUGGCAGUUCUCGCCCAAACCCUGUUCCCAGUUUUAUCUCGCUUGCCUCCUACUGUCUGUUAUUUCAAGUGAGUGUUUGCACAGAGAGGCAUUGUGCUCCCACCGGUCACUGGAGGUAGUUAAGCAUUUAAAGUAUGGAACUUUUUCAGCUGCUUUUUGAGCAGGAGUUUUAUGGAAAACAGCUUUCCAGCUUAAGCUAUCUUAGUUUUUUUUUGUGUGUCUGAAAUGCUGCAAUGUCAGUUUUUUUCCCUUUAGUAAGUCAAUGACCCUCUCCAAGAAAUAGGGACAUGCAGUCUCCUUUGGAAGCCUGCAGCAUCCGUGUCCUGCACGGUGGCACAACUGCCCCAGACCCCGGUCCUCGUGGUGCAGUUCUCCAGACCCGAGUGAGGUCAGCAUCGUGCGUCAGGUCCUGUGGGAGGACAUUGUCCCAAGAUCUGCACUGCAUCUCUGCUGGUGGUGUUUGUUCCCUCCAUCGUGCAAGGCUUCUGUUAGUCACAGAAAACGUCAGAUAGUCCAGGCUGGCAGAUGUCUGUGUGCUCGGUCUUUUGUCUUAUACUAAAUGUCUACAUUAUUUGCCAGGAAAAACUGGAAUAUUUUUUGCAGAGAUAAGCGUAUAAGGAGCUCACCAUUGCUAGGUUUUCAUUCCACUGCAGAAAAUGCUGGUUUCUCUCCUUGAAACCCACUCCAUGCUGUGGAUCUCUGCUUGCUUAUCUUUGAGUAACUUGCAAAUGAGCUUUGGUGGAAGCUGUACCUGCUGCUGCAUGUGCGUCACGGACCAGGCUCUGCCCCUCUGCCGUGUGCAGGGGGACGCCCAGCUCCCCAGGUGCGAGGAGCAGGCAGUGUCGGUCAGUCACUCUUUCAUUGCAGGUGAGGCAGAUGUGGCGUAAGAUGCAUCUGUGUGUUUGCGAGGGGGUGGUGUCUAACGCUUUUUCCACCCCUGUGCUUUUGUGUGGUUGAUUUUCCUGAAAACAUCAGGUUGUUUAAGAAGAGUGCAUAAAACCCUACCUGCAGAGCUGGAGCAGAGCGUGAAAAUCCCAAGGCGGCAGUGACAGCCAUAGCUGUGGAGCGAGGGAUGCGCGCCGCAGUGUUCUGCCAUGUGCGUGCUCCUGGAGUCCCUGCGCCACUUUGUCCACCCGACGGAUCCCAGGCCCUUUGGUGGGUACACUGGGUGUGGGGGAUUGCUUCUGUCUGCUCAGGAGGGUGCUGGAAGCCAACAGGGGACGUGUAGAUGUAAAGGUUUUAAGUUUUGUUAGGAAUAAUAAAGCGCCCUUGGAACAGCCUUAGAUACAGGCACUUUGGUUACAAGCAAAAUGGGACUGAAAAAUAAAACCCAGUGCUUAGCUUUAUUGCCUCUUCUUUUUUUUGUUACAAUGGGAAUGUUCAAUCUUUGUAAAUUAUUUUUAAAGGCACAGCAUAGUUCCAAACCCUACAAUGUUAAGGUGGCCAAAAAUGCAUACAGUCAGUGUAAGCAGUGGGAGAAAUAGCAUGAAUCACUUAGGAAACGUUUCAGCAAAGACCUGAGCAUCCAAACAACAUUCCUUGAUGGGAAGUCAUUGUCCAUUUGUGCACGCAGCUGGUUACCUCCAGAGUGAUUUGCCUGUGAGGUAGGUGCACGGCAUUACCCACACUCAAAAAAACAGGAGUGCAAGAAAAACCAAUAAAACUUUGACUUUUUAAAAAUGAAAGACAGUUAACUGGAUAACUGCUGCCCACAGGCCACUGCCACCUCUUGCUGGGUGUUUUGCUUUGUUUUGCCGUGAUUGGUCACACUGUCCCUGCCGUGUGCUUGUGCUGAAAUGAACGGGGAGGAGGGUGAGCCCCAGCAGGGUGUUUCUUCAGUGCCAGUGUCUGAUUGGGGAGCUCAAAGUCCCCCCCAAGAGCCACCUCACCCUUGUAUUGAAGCCGGGGCUGGUGUCGGGGUGUGCGCCGGGCAGGGUGGCCCAGAAGAAGCUGGAAGGGGUGGUUAGGCCUUGUCCCUGGGUUGGGGGACGCUCGUCUGGGCCCCUCCUGGAUGUGGAAGGAAAAGAAGGGCUUUGAGCAUCAGUCGCUCAAACCAUGUGGACAGGACCCUCCGCACCUGGUAGCACCAACUUUGUAUGCGGCCUGUCUGUGUUAAUGCAGUCCUCGUCUCUAAUGGCUUUAUUUGGCUAUGUGGAAAAAAGAUACCCCUGUAGCGUGUUCUGGUUUGGGUUUUGAUUUUGUAAUAUAUGAAUUGUAAUUCUUCUCCUCUGAAGUCCCUCUUUCAGCAUACAGAUACUUGCUUCAGGCUUUUUGGAUUGCUGGCGUCCACCCGAGCCUUUUAGGUAUUCCUAUAGCUUGUAAAAUACUGUCUGCUGAAAAAUGUACUGCAGUUAAACAGCUUAACAAAAUCCUGUGCCUCUCAAGUGUCAGGAGCAAAAGCGUGAAAUUAAUGCAUCUAACAGCUCAAACCAUAUGUGAGCCUUUAGUUUCAAUAUUAAAAUUGAAAUUCGGUGCAAGCAUGAGAAGACAUUCACCCCAAGCGAAGACGCUGCCUUGUUCCACUGGGGUUUAUCGCCUGGAACGAAGGAGGCUGCUGCAGCGCCUUCUGUGUGCCACGAGCUCCAGCUACCAAGAAAGCUGAAUUUGUGUGGGUUUGCUGCUCUGUCUAACCGAGAGUCACCAGCAAGCAACAUACAGAGGAUCCUCCCAAAAUUAAUAGAAGUGGAGGUGUCUCACAGGGUUACUUGGUGUGACGGGAAUCGCCUGUGGGCAGACUGUGCUGUGUGACUGUUGAAAUGCAUCCUGUACCACAGCUGUUCCCGGCCCUUUGUUUCAAAUGAAAGCUCCUCUAUCGAGAACGCUGUGCGGCGUUGGCUGCCGGUGUGGCAGGCAGUAGGCGCAGGGUGCUUCGAGACGCCAGCUGAAAAUGUCACCGCACAGUGCACCAAAAUGCUGGGCAGUUAACAUUAUUUAAUGUUAUUUCCUGUCCAGUGUGCAGCAAGUCUCUGACAGAGGGGGCUGUCGGCGAGCCCCUCUGCUUACGGAGCUCGGCGGCAUCUUGCUAAGGCCUGAUGUGCCUGCACCUCCACGGCGGUGCUAGGUGCCCUGCAGAGGUCUCAGCUCACUGCAUUGCCAGCAGCACCGGGGUUCUGAACAAACGAGAGUCUCUUCUCAUCAGACAAGCAGGCAGCAGGACUGGGCAGGCCACCUCGGGCACCCCCAGGGUGCUUGGACCACGCCAUCGGGAACGGGCAUCUCUGAGGCCAGCGGGACAGCGGGAGGCUGAGCCGUGGUAGUGCCAACCGAAGCUCAGGCAAAGCAUCUCGUCUGGCUGUGGGUGGGCACCUGGGAGCACCUCGUAAGGUACCUGUUCCUUUGUGCCCAGGAUGCUGCUUGGGGGUGACUUUCAGAGCGGCUUUGGUCAGAAAGGCAUUCCCAGCCUCUGCAUCUGUGCCUACUGCUUCUGUUCCUAUGUUCCUAACCAUGGAAACAUUUCUAAGACUUUAUAAAAUAAAUUGUUUCUCAAUA